AUGAAUUAUUUGCGCAUUUUCAGACGGGUUUGUUUUUGAAAAAAAGGUUUUGGUGGAUCCAAAAAUAAAAUUUUCAGAGCGUUGGAAAUCUUUACGUUGGUUCAAAUGUCAAACAACGCGAACAAUUGGGUGAAAAUUAUCUGGAAGGAACAAAAGUAUGCAUUUUCUAAAUAACAAUAAUUUUCAAUUAAGAAAAAACUUUCCAGGUGGUUGCUGUAAAAGGUUCAAAGAACAUCAAAUUGGUGUCGAAGAUUUUGGAAGAUCAGGGAGCAACAAUUCAAGAAUUCGAAUUUAAUUUUCAUCAUGUUCGAGAGAUUGAAAAAGCGAUUAGGUCUGUAUUUAGAAUUUUUAUUUCUGAAAAAAUAAUUUCAGCACAGCUGAUGUUUUGAUUGAUGGUGUUCAAAUGGGCGGUUCAAUCGAAGAAUCUCAAUCACAAAAUAAUAAUUUGAUCGUUGCGCAAUGUGAUUGUGAUGAUCCAUUUUCGGCGAUGACUGCAGUUGCGAGAAUUUCGAUGGCUUUGUUUGAAAGACAAAAAAAUGACUAUCAAGCUCAAGUAAGCCAGAUUCUUCAAACUAAAAAAUAUAACUCGAAAAAUUUCAGCGACUAAUUGCUUCGGAUUGUUUAAAUUAUUGGAAAUAUUUAAAUCAACUCAACAUUCGAAAAAAUUGA
Molecule: messenger RNA, 669 nt
Organism: Caenorhabditis angaria
Lineage: Eukaryota; Metazoa; Nematoda; Chromadorea; Rhabditida; Rhabditidae
Source: the annotation of a GenBank genome assembly